CUCCUCGACUCAACUAGAUUGCGUUAUUACCAUCCAAGUGUCUACCCAAUUGUUCCCAGUCCUGAUCGAGUGAUACCUGACCGACCCUUUCAUCGCCUGCCUUUUCCUUCUCCCGAGGCCCCAUCAAGGCGCCCGCCCACCCACCAGCACAAUGGCCUCCUCCGGCAUCCGGACGCCCAGGAGCGUCUCGGACGCAACCCGCUUCACACCGACGACGCCGCACGCCGCCUCCAAGGGCGGCCCGUCCUCGUCCUCGUCCUCCAAGAAGCCCUCGGCAGCCACACACCCAAGGUCGCGCCCCUCACCAGCAGAGUCGUUCGUCCCGGGAGAGCGCGGGAGGAGACCUCCCCCACUCGCGGCGGCCCCCGCAGAGGCGCCCGAGCAGCGCGUGGCCAGGCUGCGCGCAGCCCACCUGGCGGCCAAGAACGCGCAGGUCUCGAGCAUGGACCGGCUCGUCAACCGGGCCCGCGGCUUCUUUGACCACGCGCACCGCUUCACCACCAUGGGUCUGAUAGGGCUAUCAGCCGUCGCGACCCUCGUGACGGCCUACGCCGCCGUCGACAUGAUGACGUACAACCGCAAGCGCAAGCACGAGUUCCUCGAGGCCCAGGCCCGCAUGCGCGCCGACUCGCUCGAGGCCGCCCGCCUGGCAUACAUGCGCGGCGACGCGACCGACGAACAGGUCGCCCUCGUCGAGGAGGCCAACUCGCGCGGCGCCGACGUCUCCAUCUUCUCCAAGCUUCCCCCGGUCAUCAGCCCACCCGCCGCCGUCAAACCCCCAACCGCCACCGCCGCCGAUGGGGAGGCGUCAUCGGCAACGGCGGUGGCAGCGGCAGCGGGGAAGGAGGAGGGGCAAAAGAAGAGCAGUAGCAGUUGGGGCUCCUCAGUCUGGGGCUUCCUGGGCGGGAACCUGAAGGAUGAGGACGUUGCCGCCGCCGCCGCCGCCGCCGCCCCGCGCGCCAUCGCGGCCUCGAUCGAGGACAAGGCGCGCGCCGCGUUCGACAAGGAGAGGGAAAACCAGCGGAACGGCGGCCCGUUGGACCAGGUCGGGAGCAGCGCGGCCAAGGGAGACGGCGGCGGCGGCGACGCCGAGAAGCCGAAGAGGGGAUGGUGGUGAAUAGGGUGCGGUGAGGGUUUCAACCCAACGAAAAGAAAAACAAAGAAAUGGUCUAGCACCCUCGGAAUUUUCUUGGCGCUCUCGCGGGCUGUCAUUUACGUCUGCGCACGAGUUGAGAGCUCCGCCGCAACAAGUCUGGGGUGGAAGCCUGGCCUUGGGAAGGACGUGUACCAUAUCUGUAGAAAUGGGGGUGGAUAUAUGCAUUCUUCGGCGUCGGCUGGCUGGCUUUUGUUUUGCAAUAGGCACACAGAUCACAGAUGGACCACGCUGCUGCCAAUCUUCCGGUUGGAACCACCGGCGGAAAUAAGGACGUGCGCUUCCAAUAAAGCUAAACCUACCUUGUAGGUUUAGUCCUUACAUUCUUUCCUACCCUCCUCGCCAUCCAUAUGUCCGGCGGCAGUCAAAGUGAUUGGACUCGUGGAAAAUCCGUUUAUUUCGCUGUUCCCCGUAUCUGGAGGGUACAAUGGCGAUGGGGGGUAAUAGGUAGGUGCUGGCUACUAACAGCGAGGAAUAACAACCGUG
Gaeumannomyces tritici R3-111a-1 is the source of this 1639-nucleotide messenger RNA. RefSeq lists its product as hypothetical. The record is from RefSeq and is a predicted model, not a curated record. The transcript is spliced from 2 exons. The coding region runs from base 152 to 1117 and encodes 321 amino acids. Lineage: Eukaryota; Fungi; Ascomycota; Sordariomycetes; Magnaporthales; Magnaporthaceae.